Messenger RNA from Haemonchus placei, 393 nucleotides. Lineage: Eukaryota; Metazoa; Nematoda; Chromadorea; Rhabditida; Trichostrongylidae. The record is from the annotation of a GenBank genome assembly.
AUGUGUGCAAUAUCAUUGAAUUCGAUUUUGAGUGGAUAUUUAUGGUUGAUCGGAGCUAAUUAUUGCACAAAUCCGAACCUCAUUUUUGUGACAGGAUCUAUAGCACUUGGCUUGUGGUGCUGUGCCUGUAUGAAUUGUCUGGUAUUAGUUAUCAAUAGAUUACUCGAUCUUUGGAGUCAAAUUGCUAUGGAAAAGCUGUUCAAAGGCAACCGUACAUAUUGCGUUCUGCUGAUUCCAUUUUUGUACAUGCUCUAUUUCACAUUUUUCACUCCUCCACUAAUAUUUAAUUCGGAUCGUAUGGCAUGGUUUUUCGCUACAUUCGCUGAUGGUCAUGACGCUGAAAAGGUGGUUUUUGUGGAACGUGAUACGGUGAUUUUGUUGCAUCCGAUUUAA